Mugil cephalus (flathead mullet) is the source of this 8031-nucleotide messenger RNA. RefSeq names its product ephrin type-B receptor 3-like. The transcript is spliced from 16 exons. Bases 682 to 3759 code for a protein of 1025 amino acids. NCBI's taxonomy places the organism in Eukaryota, Metazoa, Chordata, Actinopteri, Mugiliformes, Mugilidae. The record is from RefSeq and is a predicted model, not a curated record. Gene Ontology annotation, biological process: cell surface receptor protein tyrosine kinase signaling pathway; protein phosphorylation; axon guidance. Gene Ontology annotation, molecular function: ATP binding; transmembrane-ephrin receptor activity; protein binding. Gene Ontology annotation, cellular component: plasma membrane; neuron projection.
CGUGUGUGCUUCAUUCCAGCGCACAAGCAGAGCGAAGCAGACGGUUUACGCAGCAGCCAAAGCCGAUAAAAUUCGCUCAGGGAAUAAAUAUCUAUAAACCACGGCUGUCUCUUCACGGGAAUACCACUUGGUCGCGGACGCACGUGAGGCGUGCACAUGCCUAGAUGGGACUAUACACCAUGGUUGUGACACCCGCGCGGCUAUCUUUGCCUUCGCUCUUAUAGGAAGUCUUUGGAUCUCCCGGAGAAGGCUGAUAUUUUUUCUUUUCUUUUUUUAAAAAAGCUGAGUAUCAACGAAAUACUGCUGGAAAUAUUCUCCGGAUGGUGACCGUGGUCUGGACUACCUGCUUACAGUUUAUUCGCUCAAUGCGAAGGGAAGGGACUGGAAGACUUGCGCCCGUUGCCUACUCUCUGGUUAAAUAAGGCACUUUGGGGAUCACAGAAAGAAGAAAGGGAGAAGGGCUCUUACAUUUACACAAUUCAUACCAAAUAAGGCAUUUUUUCUCCUCCGAACUCUCACCUUUACGUGUUUUGGUGAAUGGGGGUAACUCUGGUCCUGGAGGUUUGACACAGCUGGGACUGGGACGGGACUGGGUGCGUGGAGCGUCGGAUCACCCAGGAUUGUAUUCCCUCCUCGCCCUCUCUCUCGUGGGUCUAUUUACAUGUCCGACCUGACCGCUUUAUGACAAUGGAUUACUUUCUGCUUUUAUGCAGUUUCUUGCUGCCUGCGGUGUCCGCGGUGGAAGAGACGUUGAUGGACACAAAGUGGGCCACAACAGAAUUAGCUUGGACUGCACACCCAGAGACCGGGUGGGAGGAAGUGAGUGGUUACGACGAUGCCAUGAACCCAAUCCGGACGUAUCAAGUCUGCAACGUGCGUGAGCUCAACCAGAAUAACUGGCUACGUAGUGACUUCAUCCCACGAAAAGACGUGCUGCGAGUGUAUGUGGAAAUGAAAUUCACGGUUCGAGACUGCAACAGUAUUCCCAACAUACCAGGCUCCUGCAAAGAGACCUUCAACCUCUUCUACUACGAGUCCGACUCGGACUCAGCCACAGCCACCAGCCCUUUCUGGAUGGAGAACCCUUACGUGAAGGUGGACACCAUCGCCCCGGACGAGAGCUUCUCCAUGCUCGAGUCUGGACGAGUAAACACAAAAGUCAGAAGUUUUGGACCACUGUCCAAAGCUGGGUUCUACCUGGCCUUCCAGGACCUUGGUGCUUGCAUGUCGCUCAUCUCAGUGAGGGUGUUUUACAAGAAGUGCUCCACCACGAUCGCCAACUUUGCAGUUUUCCCCGAAACAGCGACUGGGGCCGAGGCCACGUCCCUGGUAAUUGCACCGGGAACUUGUGUCCCCAAUGCCCUGGAGGUGUCAGUGCCACUGAAACUUUACUGCAAUGGAGAUGGGGAGUGGAUGGUUCCUGUUGGAGCCUGCACCUGCUCGGCUGGUUUUGAACCAGCAAUGAAGGAAACCCAAUGUCAAGCUUGCAUCCCUGGCAACUUCAAGUCCAAACAAGGGGACACCUUCUGCUUGCCCUGCCCUGCCAACAGCCGUGCCACCUCCGGAGCAGCCAGUGUUUGCUCCUGUCGGAACGGUUAUUACCGCUCGGACACAGAUUCCCCCGAUUCCCCCUGCACGACCGUUCCAUCAGCCCCGCGCAGCGUCAUCUCCAUUGUGAACGAAACGUCGCUCGUGCUGGAAUGGAGUGAGCCCCGUGACAUGGGUGGCCGCGACGACACCUUCUACAACGUCAUCUGCAAGAAGUGCCUCCCCGAGCGGGGCAUGUGCUCGCGGUGUGACGACAAUGUCGACAUCUCGCCGCGCCACCUGGGCCUGACGCAGCGCCGCGUGGCCGUCCGUAACCUGCAAGCCCACACGCAGUACAGCUUCGAGAUCCAGGCGGUCAACGGCGUUUCCAACAAGAGCCCCUACACGCCUCAGUUCUCUGCAGUGAACAUUACCACAAAUCAGGCCGCCCCGUCUGCAGUGCCCACAGUUCACCUGAUGGCGGCCACAGCGAGCACCAUGAGUCUGUCCUGGCUGCCUCCGGACAAACCCAACGGAAUCAUUCUGGAUUAUGAGAUUAAGUACCAUGAGAAGGAUCAGGGGGAGGCCAUCGCCCAUACCAUGACUGCCCAGCGCAGCAACGCCCGCAUCGAAGGUCUCAAGGCCGGUACGCCUUACGUGGUACAGGUCCGCGCCAGAACGGUGGCUGGUUACGGCCGUUACAGCAACCCGGCUGACUUCAGUACCAACCUCCAAACUGACCCUCCAAAGUCAUGGCAGGAGCAGCUGCCACUCAUCGUUGGAUCAGCCACCGCCACUUUGGUCUUCAUCAUCGCACUUGUGGUCAUCGCUAUCGUCUGCCUCAGAAAGCAGAGAAAUGGUUCAGAGUCGGAGUACACAGAGAAACUGCAGCAGUACAAAUCCCCAAUAGUAACGCCGGGAAUGAAGGUCUACAUUGACCCCUUCACCUAUGAGGACCCCAAUGAGGCAGUGCGCGAGUUUGCCAAGGAGAUCGACGUGUCCUGCGUGAAGAUCGAGGAGGUCAUUGGCGCAGGUAACCCACCAAAGCUCCUGAGCUACAGGGGGAAGACUGCUAGUCACCUCCAGGCCAUACCAUUAGAGGACUUCACACCAAGCGGAGAGUUUGGGGAGGUGUGCCGCGGUCGCCUCAAGCUGCCUGGCCGCCGGGAGAUCAUCGUAGCCAUCAAGACUCUCAAGGUGGGCUACACUGACCGCCAGAGGCGAGACUUCCUGUCUGAGGCUUCCAUCAUGGGCCAGUUCGACCACCCCAACAUUAUCCGUCUGGAAGGCGUGGUCACCAAGAGUCGGCCAGUGAUGAUUGUGACGGAGUUCAUGGAGAACGGGGCACUGGAUUCUUUUCUAAGGCUCAAUGACGGGCAGUUCACCGUGAUCCAGCUGGUUGGCAUGCUGCGCGGCAUCGCAGCGGGCAUGAAGUACCUGUCAGACAUGAACUACGUUCACAGAGACUUGGCUGCCCGUAACAUCUUGGUUAACAGUAAUCUGGUGUGUAAGGUGUCGGACUUCGGCCUAUCUCGUUUCCUCGAAGAUGACCCUUCAGAUCCCACGUACACCAGUUCACUGUAUUUCAUGCUCACCUACUCAUUCGCAUAUCCACAGGGAGGGAAGAUCCCCAUUCGCUGGACGGCUCCUGAAGCGAUUGCUUACAGGAAGUUCACCUCGGCCAGUGAUGUGUGGAGCUACGGCAUCGUCAUGUGGGAAGUGAUGUCGUAUGGCGAGCGGCCGUACUGGGACAUGAGCAAUCAAGAUGUGAUAAACGCUGUGGAGCAGGACUAUCGACUGCCCCCUCCCAUGGACUGCCCCACAGCCUUACACCAGCUCAUGUUGGACUGCUGGGUGAAAGAGAGGAACCUUCGGCCCAAAUUCACCCAGAUCGUGGCCACACUGGAUAAGCUCAUUCGCAACGCUGCAAGCCUCAAGGUGGUCACCAACAGCACACAGUCAUCCGGGGUUUCCCAGCCAUUGCUUGACCGCUGUGUGCCAGACUAUACCACUUUCACCACUGUGGGGGACUGGCUGGAUGCCAUCAAGAUGAGCCGCUACCGUGACAACUUCGUCAAUGCCGGAUUCGCUUCCUUUGACCUGGUGGCCCAGAUGACAGCAGAGGACCUGCUGCGGAUAGGGGUCACGUUGGCGGGCCAUCAGAAGAAGAUUCUCGGUAGCAUUCAGGACAUGAGACUACAGAUGAACCAAACACUUCCUGUCCAGGUGUGAGCGACGGGGACGCGCGGACAGAUGCAUUUGAAGGACAGCCAGACUGGAAAAAAAGAAAGGGGGGGGGGAGAAACUGUGCCAGAGAGGGCCACUGGAAAACCCUAGCUGCCUGACCCAUCUCUGCCAAUUAGACACUAUGAAACUGGCUUGCAGUGCCUCUGAAUAUUUUUUUUUCUUUAUUUCAUUACCACUUACAUUUCCUGCUCCAGCUUUUUUUUUUUUUUUAUGUAAGUUGUCAUUGUUUCUUUAUCCAUCCAAACAGAAUUUGUGUGUUUUUUUUUGAAAGAGGAGAACCCCCGUCUACCCGAUGCGUGCCUCUCACCAGCUCUGGAGUGGGUUGAUGUUCGCAUGCAUGCGUCUCUUCAGCGAGGUCGGCCUCGGUCCAGUAACUGAAAUGUCACGCUCUGACUCCCCUCCGUUUGACCCCCACCCAACCCCCCCCCACCCACCUCCUCCCCCUCGGUCCAGCUCUUCUGGAUGUAAUCCGUAGAAAAGAAGAAUGAACACGCCGGUAUCGAAAAAAAGUUAACAAGCUUUCACACGCCUAAAGGAAAAAAAAAACAAAAAGAGAAAACAAAAAAAGAUGUGUUUGAGACUACAGGAGAGAGAGGACAGUUCUUUCCCUUGACAGAAGUUGCUUUUAUUGUGCACGUGUGUUGUUCUCCAUCUUCAUAUUGAAGGUGUGUUAUCUAAAAGGGCACUUGGCGAAGAAGGGUGAGGCGGCGGCGGCGGAGGACGAGGAGGAACCACGAUGGGCUCCGGUCAAAGUUCAAGAGGAUGACAGAGGUCGGAGAGGUUAGAGGAAGGCAGCCACGUUUUUGGACACUUGUUUCGGCUGCCCCGCUCCCAGGAGGUCACCAGACAACCUCCUCCCCCUGACCUGAAGUGUCUCAGGAUAGUUCCACAGAUCAGGAACACCUGCUCAUCAACUGUGUUUUUAGACGUUUUCUUUUUAUUAUUAUUAUUAUUAUUAUAUAUUUUUUUUAUUUGUCCACGCUACAUUUUUUUUUUUUUUGGCAUUCUUACACUCUUUUGAGAGAUUUGUGGUUUUUCCAAAAUGGCCGGCCAACCUGAAGUAACCCCCCGCAACCCCCAUCCCCCAACCCCCGACCCUCAACCCUCCCUCUCCCCCGCAACCAUGCGCUGGACACUUCAUGUGAUUACGGGGAGACGAGGACUGCUGUGGCGACACUUACAGAAAGACCCCAUGGCCUUUUGUGUGCAUUUUUUUUUUCCUUUCCUUUUUUGUAUGAGCGUGUAUGUGCGAUUAAGUGAGCCUGGAUGUGUGAGAGUGUCGAGUUGCACACGAGUAUACUGUACAAUACAGCUUCCGCUAUUUGCCACCAUGGAGAAUUAACGCAUGAAGUGAACUGUGAUAAGGAGCAAAUAUAUCUCAAACAACUACGCUAUAUUCUGUGGACAACUGUUAAAAAAAUAUUUUUUAUUGAACCCAAAAAAUGAACUUUGGACAUAUGCAUAUAUAUAUAUUUAUAUAUAUAUAGAAUUAUAUAUAUAAAUAUAUAUAUAUUUAUCUUGCAGAAAGUGGGAGAAACCAUGAUGGACACCGACAUUUCUACUUAACUAUUUAGAAUAAUCAAAAAUCCUUGUUUUAAUUUCUUGACAUCCUGCCCUCUGUAUUUAUUUGUGCCUCGCCCUUCAACCCACACACCCCGAAGCCCCCACCAACAACCGGAUGUAAUUUAGGCCUUUUCAUUAUUUUUUUUUUCUUCUUCUUUUGGACAGUGGACUUUGAACAAUCAGAAGGAAGAGAAACUCCAAGAGGAUACAACUAAUGAAUUGAUGAUUAUUAAACAAAAGAAAUUGCAUAUAAAAUUGGAUAUUGUAUUUUUGUUGUUGUUCUAAACAGCCUGUACAUGUUUUGUAACAAAAAAUAAGAUAAAUAACAAAAGAAAAAAAAAAUGGUGUUUUUGACAAAAUGGAAGUGUUUUUGUGAGAUGAUGCUUGAUUCGGACGGGAGUGGGGGGAGCGGACGAAGGGUGAAGGAGAUGAACGCCGCCCGUGGUUAGGCCGCUGGCAUGACGUUUCCUCCGCGCGGGUCGUCGCCUGAGUGUUAAUUUGUGUUUUGUGCGUGUUCCGUCGGAGCUAGAUGUUACACUUCCCCGAUCCACCGUCGAGUUUGUGAAGCGCCGAGCUGUUACUAAUGGUCUUCCAGGCACAUUAUUGUCAACUCCUAUAAACCACUCAGAUGUAAUCCUGCCUUUGUUGUGCAGGAUUGUUAAGAGUUUAUUAGGUGGAUGGCGCAGAGAUAAUUUCGUGUCGAACCUGCCGCCCCACCUACCAGUCGCUUCAGCCGCCCCAGAGACGGAGCUCCGCCACACGGCCCUCGGUUUGCCUCCCUGCAAAGCUACUCAUCAGAAUAUCCAGAGCUGUCAGAAGGGAAACCUAAUGGUCUCUUCCUGUUUGGUCGAUUAAUGCAGCAGCCAAUCAGGCAUUGCGAGGGUAUGAUCAUGCACCAAGCACCGAUACAGGGGCAGGCUGACCUAUCAUUAUCUCUUUUCAUUUCCUGUCUGGCCUGCAAUCAUCCUGUCUCGGUGCAGGCUGCUGCAUGAUUAGUACAGUACGGUAUCGCCAGACAGCCAAAAUCUGCGAACCAACCCCUAUCCCCUCCCUCGUCUUAACUGAUAGCAGCUGCAUCGCGGGGCUAUUUGCCUCCUCUCUCAGACGGCUGUUUGAAGGUGGCGCAUUAAGGAACGGGACUGCAUCACUGGUGUGAUCUUUCAGACAGUCUCCAUAUUGUUUGGGUUGGAGCAGAUCAAUGCAACAUGUGAACGUUAUUACUUACGCGUGUGACGAUAACAGGAUGUCGGUGGCCGCGUAGCGCGCCUCGCCAGGUUGUCAGCCUCUCUUGAGUUCCUCCAGGAGUCACGGAGGACUUUAUGCAAAAGCAGUAACGUGUUCCUCAUUCCUUAAAGUUUCAUCUUAUUCCAAAAACAGCCAUUUUCACUACUGCUAGUACACUCUAUCAAGGGCUUACUAACUUAUAACAGUUGUAACACAAAAUCUGUUAUAUUUCAGUGACGCCUCAACGCGGGGAGUCUGUUAGAUUGCCAGAUGACUUUUCUUGAUAUAUUUCUCCAAAAUUAUUUAGCUCCUCUCCAAAAUAAACCGCGAUUUUGAUUGGAACAGGGGUGAGUUGUGGAGUAAGCCCUAAGACGUGACAAAAGAGCAGACUUAAUGUAGUCUGAGUCUCACUUUGGCUCCAGGAAAAUAAUUUUUUACUCCUUCUUCCUCCCCUCAGCUCGGCCGUUUAAUAAGCCUCACUGCUGCAGACUUGCACCAAACAAGAACGGUGAACUAAAGGGCUUUAAAAAUAAGGAGCGGAUGGAGGAGCUAAACACAAUCAGAUGACACACAUGCCUCCUCGUGAAAAAUGGCAAUUCAGAGCUCGCAUGAACUAUUGAUGAGGUGCACAUGGCGCUCCGUGGUCGGGAGCCGCAUUCGCCGAAGUCAACCAGGCCGUGAGUGAUGAGCUCAAGCGGCAGCGUUGCACAUAUUUAAAAGAUUAAACCGCCACCACUUCAACUGCAAACAAUUAAUCUUUAAGUGGACUUUUCACACGGCUGUGGGAGUGUUUCAUAUUAAAUGUUCGCAGAGAGAGAGAAAAGUCGCUCUCUCGUGUUUUUUCGUUCAUCCAUCUGACUACACGAAAAUUAAGAUGGACUGCUUCUGCGUGUGUUCGUACGAAAGAGAAGAAUUCAUGCGUUUUAUACAGAAACGGUUUUGAUCUGCCAAAACCUGCAGUUUUGUCGGUUGUGGUUAUCUCUUAGUGUGCCAACAGGAUUCAGACUAUCCUAACAUCCCUCACACCCUUCUCUCCCUGUUUCACAUUCUCCGCAGACCGUCGCAGAUAACUCACCCUCUGCAAAAAAAAAAAAAAAGAAAAAGAAAAAAAAAACCCUAGCAACUCUCCGGCUUUCCUUUCCUCAGCUGUCUGUUUUAAAUAAAUAUAGUACUGUCUUCUGUCUUCUAACAAGCCAACUGCACACACACGUCUUUCAGUCACUUUCAGAAUCCCUCUCCAUCAAAGUAAAUGACAUGUUCCAGAGAGUACUGUACAUGUUUGGUGAAACGGGGGGGACAACGGGGUGGAUAAAGGACUGAGAAAUGCAAUUGUUAAUUCCUCUUUGAAAAAGCAUUGAGAUGUAUUUAAUGGUGCAGACAUACACUACAAAUUACUAAAAAUGAUGAUGCAUUCUUGUAGAAAUAUUUUUAAAAGACCCUUUUUGCAAUUAAAUUAUUUAAGAAAUGUGA